AUGGAUAUCUCGAAAAGUGAGGGCGAGACGCCUGCAGUCUCCCAUCACCCAGAUCCGCGCGCUUCCUCGGACGGUCACCACCAUGGCAAACAGCCGGUUAUUGUGCCUAUCGAAGAAGAGGCCCUCGAAGAUGCUGAGCACGUCCACCUGAGCUGGAGGUCAUGGCUCGUCGUCUUCAUCACCUGCUUUGCCAUCAUGGCCCAGGUCUUUGUGGUCGUGGCUGCAGGCUCAGUCAUCGCCUUCAUCAUCAGGGAGCUGGGCGAAGCUCCCCUCGCCGGCUGGGUCAUCCAGGGCCCUCUUCUGAUGCAAAGCGUUCUCUCCCCUAUCGUCGGCAGGCUAUCCGAUGUGCUUGAUCGAAAAUACCUCGCAGCAAUACCCCCUCUCAUCGCAUUUGUCGGUGCAAUAAUUUCCGCGAAAGCCACCUCGAUGAGCAUGUUGAUCGGAGGAGGCAUUUUGAUUGGCACGACGCUCUCAACCAUUGCCAUCGUUCAGGCCAUUCCAUCCGAGAUCUUGCCUCUGAAAUACCGAGCCCUGGCGAACGGCUUCUCGUUCAUGGGAGGUGCUAUCGGUGGACUUGUUGGCGGUCUAGGCGCCGGAGCAGUCACCAACGUCGAUGUGGCAGGUUGGCGCUAUAUCUUCUGGAUCCAAGCGGCCUUCCACGGUGCCACGUCCCUAGGAUUGUUUUUAUUCUACUGGCCGCCCAAGAACGUCGAGUACCCCAAGAUGAGACUAAAGGACUACAUCUGGGCAUGUGACCCAAUCGGCUCCACCCUCUUCAUCUGCAGUGCUACCUUGAUGCUACUCGCCCUUGACUGGGUCGGUGGUGCCUAUCCUUGGUCAGACCCGCACGUUGCAGUUCCUCUUGCACUGGGGCUGGCACUUUUGGUUGCUUUCGCUGGAUAUGAAUGGAAAGGGCGGACGGAUGGCCUCAUUGCCCACGUGUUCUUCCGCAGGAAUGCGAACUUUGCGCUUUCCACAUUUGCCUUUGCUGUCGAGGGCUGGAUCUUCUACAGUGCGGUGAAUUCCGUCGUGCCACAGAUCGUCCUCCACCUUGGCUUUGAUACGGACGCAUGGACAAUAUCCAUCAGGCAGCUAAGCUACAGCCUCCUGACCAUGUUUGCUUCUAUUCCCAUAACGUGGUACGCCACUGCGUACAAGGACAUGAAGUCCCCGCUGCUGGUGACAUUCGGAAUCUUUCUUGUUGUCACUAUCUGCUAUGCAUGCAUCAAACCAACCUGGAACAAACCCCAGAUUGUCUUCAACGUGCUGGCUGGAAUCGGUCAAUCUGGACCCUUGACGCUCCUCGUCGCCUGCGUACAGUUUACAGCACCUCACGCCUUCCUGUCAACAGCAACUGGAAUGGCAUUUUCCGCUCGUGCCAUCGGAGGCGCCUUUGGCUCGGCCGUCCUCAACGUGAUCAUCAACGGACACUUGGCUAGCAACUAUGCGCCGGCAGUGGGCAAAGCUGCCACCGACGCCGGCCUCCCGGCCUCCAGCAUCCCUGACCUUCUGGCGGGUCUGGAGUCGGGUGUCCUGACGGGUGUCGAAGGCGCGACUUCUGCCGUCUGGGCUGCUGCUGCUGAGGAGAGCAAAUGGCAAUAUGCGAAGGCCUACCAGCUGGCAUGGGCAAGUGUCAUCCCAUUUGUGGUGCUGGCCAUCGUGGCCGUAGCAUUCCUGAGAGGCGUCAAAGAGUUGAUGACAGAGAAGGUUGAAGCUACUGUUGAGCAUGUCGACCAGAAUCAAGAGAAGAAGUGGGAGAACUCAUCCGUGGCCGCUUAA
Molecule: messenger RNA, 1779 nt
Organism: Diaporthe citri
Lineage: Eukaryota; Fungi; Ascomycota; Sordariomycetes; Diaporthales; Diaporthaceae
Exons: 5
Coding region: 1-1779 (592 amino acids)
Biological process (GO): transmembrane transport
Molecular function (GO): transmembrane transporter activity
Source: RefSeq, a predicted model, not a curated record